AUGUCCAAAGCGCGACCCAUUCACACCAUACACCGAGAGUUGGAUGAAGCACCACAUGAAGCGGAACCCAGCUUUUCGUAUGAGCGGAACUCCUUUUUAUUCACAGCGGAAGAGGCAUUGGAAGAUGAAUUUCAUCGCAAGCUGUCCGCCAACAACAACAGCAGUAACAACAAUCCCCGGCCGCCCAAAAGCGAAAUUACUACUUCCAAUAUUGGUGGUCCUUCUGUUCCCACCGCACCUUAUCCAUUGUCGAGUUUAAAUUCUUCAAAUGGCGGCGGCGGCGGCGGCGGUGGAGGAGGCGGUGGAGGAAGCGGUAGUGGCAGUUUCAGUCUAGCAUCAAAUGGUGGUGGUGGUGGUGGUGGUGGUGGAAAUAAUAACAAUGGAGGAGGAGUCUCGUCGUUUUGGCGGACCAAGGGCUCGACACCCAAUUCCUCUCCGGCCAUGGGAUCCAUAAGUCGGCACAAGUCUCCAAGUGUCACUUUGAAUCUGAGAAGGGAAGUAUCCGAGUCGCUUUCUGUCAGUACCCAUAGUACCAGCGGAAGGGCCAGUCGAUCUUCCAACACGGAUUACAGUGGACGAACCACGGAUUACAGUGGACGGACCAGCAUUCGGAGCAUUAGCGGAGGAAACUCGAGUCGGGCCUCUGGUGGUGGAGGCGGUAUUGGAGCAGCAUUGUUAUCAUCACCACCGCAGCAUCCGGAUUCUCAACGAUCCAGAUCGGUUCCGACGCCAGACGAUUUUGCGCAUCAUCCGGGUAUGAUCAAGCGAUCCAUAUCGGCCUUGUCGCAAAACUCCAACAAGAAGAAGAAUGCUACCAAAGCACGAGCCCAAGCUCGACGCAUGAAGUAUGAUCAAAUGCAGGGAAUGGACAUUGGGCACGAUAUAGUAUCUGAUAUUGACGAGGACCAAAAUGAUGAGCGUUACGCACCACUUGGCGAGCGUUACGAACCACUCAAACAUGAUGAGCACGGCCCUAUCACAAUUGAUCAUAAUGGUAGCAGUGAUCAUGGUACGUCGUUGAUUUUUGGUCACAUUGCCAGGCCUACGGAAGACAGCAAUAUUCGAAAUUCUUCCAUUGGUACUGCCACGUCUGCUGGAAUGUCAUCCCAAACGUCGGCGAGUGCGAGCAUAGACUCGACGAUAAUAAACAGCCGGAUGGACGGAAGCAUAGGGAACAACAACAACCAGACCAACAACAGCUAUCACAAUGAAAGAAGUACGGGAACCAACAGCUAUUACAAUGAGAGAAGUUUAGGAGGGAGUACCAAUGGAAAUACGACGAGUGCAGGAUCGAGCGUCUUGUUUGGCAAGUCGUCAUCUCUCAUUUUUCCAACCGGCGUGGAUCCACCAGUCGAUGUCCAAGAACGAGCCUACAACCACAAGAGACACAAAAUUAAUACCCUCUUGGAUGCCUGCGACUCGAUGAGAUUUCCAUUCAAAAAGAAACUCAUCUUGAGCAACUUGGAUUUGACUGCGGCAGAUGUUCCAGUAAAGGACUUGUACAAUACAUCUCUGGGAAAUAGCCUGCACAAAUUGUCACUCUCUGGAAACCCACUGACGACGGUCCCGCCAAAGCUAGUCACCUGCCUGCCCGUCUUGAAAAACUUGGAUUUGUCACAAUGUGGAUUGCAUCAGAUCCCAGAUCAGUGGUAUCUUCCCCAAUUGAGGCAAUUGAAUUUGUCCCAUAAUCGAUUGACCGACUUUCCAGAAGAAACCAUGUUGGAAGGCCUACCGGAACUCCAGCAACUGAAUAUGUACGGAAAUAAAGUAUCGGAUAUUAUUGUGCCACAAAACCCAAAAUUGUUGUCCAAACUGGAACUGUUGAACUUGGGAUAUAAUGAUUUAUCCUAUUUGCCCGCAGACUUGGACAGUCUAAAGUCGCUGCGGACUUUAAAGGUGAUGAAUAACUUGCUAGAGUUGAUUCCGAUGCGGGUUUGCGAUAUGGAGCUCAAGUCGAUCGAUGUGUCAAGUAACCCUGUCGUCCAACCUCCAAUUGAAACUUGCGAGCGUGGAAUUGCCAGUAUGAAGCGAUAUUACCACUGCCUGCGAAUGGAAGAUAAGUCCAAAGCUAAGCUACGCGAUGCACAAGCAUUGAGGAGCGCCAAGAAACAAUCAAGGGGCAAGCGAGGAUUUGGAAUUGGGUCCCUCCCAAAGUUGCUGAAGUCUCCACCUUCAUGUGGAAUUGCCAAAAAGACACCCGAUGAUAGUUCCUCCGUGAGUCAGUCUUUCAGUGCGAAAAUCAGCGCUCAACAACAGUUCGACAGCAUUGGGCCGGUGACAGCACGCUCGGGCUCAGAAGGGAUCCUACCCCGCAGCAUCACAUCGAAGAACGUGAUUCGCUCCCUAAGUCUCGACCAGGCGGCAAUUGAUAAAAAGCAGGCAAUGUCGUCAGGCGAGUUAAGUUGUGCCGAAGAACGUUCGUCUCUGGAAUUUGGAGGGUCGUCACUAGGCCUGCAGGACGAAAUUACCGUAAACGAUACGCUUAAAGUUAUUUUUGUGGGAAUGGCAAUGGUUGGAAAGACUUCCAUGAUCAAGCGAUUCAUUGAAGGAGAAGAUGCGGUGAUACCCAAAAGAGAUGACAGAACCGUUGGAGUUGACAUUUACGAAUGGGACCCAAAGAAUGACAAGCGUUACGAACAUAUCGAUACUCGCAUUGCCUUUGGCGACCAAGAGCUACAACAGGAGAUGGGCGACACGAAUGUGAAAUUCAGUGUUUGGGAUUUUGCUGGACAGCAUGUUUACCACGCUACCCACCAGCUUUUCUUUUCACAGCGCGCAUUGUACGUAUUGGUGUGGGACAUGGGAGCUACGAAUGAUGCUACGAAACAGCGAAAGACAGAACGUGAUAAUGACAAGGGAACAUUCAGCUUGAGUUACGAUUCCGAUGAGGACUCGGAAGAAGACAACGAUGGGCUGGGGCUAUUUUCUGCUGAAGAAGAAGUUCGAAGAGCAGAUAGAGCUCUAGAGAGAGAUAUAGACGAGAAAGUGCAAUUUUGGGUCGACUGUAUUCAGUCAAGUGCUCCGGGAGCUGCUAUUCUUCCUGUUGCUAGCUUUGACGACUAUUUUGAUGCCGAUGGAGGCCAAGAGGCCAGCCGACGCUGUGAGAUCAUGAAGCAGCGUUUGCUGAAACACGAAGAGAAGCGGAUCCAAGGUAUCAAGGAUCGCCUCAAGAAGUAUGUUGACAACAAUCGAGCUCAUGAAGAAGGAGCACAACGAUUACGCAAGCUGCUAUCGUCAUACACACGUCCAAAGUUAAUUUUUGGAAAUGACGGAAAGAGCAGCGUGCUUCGUGUCAGUGGAACCAAGUUUACUGGAUUUGAAAAUCUAACGCAAAGAGUGAUUGAUAUCGCAACAGGACGAGACAAGUGCAAUAUGCGAUAUCCAAUCUUCAGAGGUCACGUUGGCGCUCGAAUUCCUCACAUGCGACUUGAAGUCAGAGAUGCUGUGAGGCAAAUGCGUGAUCGUUUCAAGGUGGUCGAAUGGGGUUAUUUCCUGAAUCAACUUCGAGAGCAAGGUCUAUCGAAUGUGGAGGACAUCAGUGACGCACUCCAUUUCUUGGCAAAUAUCGGAGAAUUAUCCUAUUUUGGGACCAUUUUGCCUGAUGGCCAAUACCCAGCAAUAGGCGAGGAUGUAGGGCAAGCUUUAAGGCGGGCGUCGUAUAAUUCUAUUAAUCUAGUUGCGGAGAAUGGUGAUAUGAGUGAUGAAGACGACGACGAUGACGAACCUCUCCUAUCUAUCGAUGAUACCACGUUCACAACAACAUUGGCAUCCACUGAGGAUGCAUCCAUGACAACAGCUGCUGAUUCAGUCGUCGGCGGGUUGUCUCAAUUUGUCUUUCUCAAUCCAAGAUGGCUUGUUGCAGCGGUUGCUUGUAUCUUGCGUCAUGAUUUGGACCAAGAGAUUCAUGAAGCAAAGCGUGUUUUGAACAAACAGCAGAAGAUGGUGAACAGAUCCAAUAGUUUUUACGAAGCAAAUUUGAACUGUCCAGUCAUCACCGCCGAUGACGCUUGCAUGCUUUGGCAGGCCAAGAAAUUCACGAAGAAAGCUGCCGAGAGAGCGUCGGAAUACUCGAACAAUAUGACACUUAAGCCCUUUGAAUUCCUCCAGCUGCUGCUAAUUCGCUUCGGCGUUUUCGUUCCCAUAGAUCUCGGGAUCGACAAGGCAUAUCUCGGAGGAAAGGAGUACUCUUUUUCUCAUCUUGCUCAUGACAAUGAUGACACACCUGCCGAGAUAACUGUUUCCCAGCCAGAUCACGAUUUGAAGGCAAGGUACUUUUUUCUUCCUAGUCUUCUAGGACCUGGAGAACCAGCUGAAGCCUGGACAUUCAAGUGCACUGAUUCAUGGAAAGCGACUCUUUGUCAUUCAAUAUUAUUCCCGGACGGUGUGCCUCCAGGACUAAUGGAAAGGAUUACAGCAUCUGUGCUGAGCAACAUCUACAGUAUUUCUACUCUUAGCCAAACCAGAGGCCCACGUACAGCCCCACUAAUCGGCGGGGGGAGGCUUGCAGUCAAGGAAGUACUCUGCUGGAGAACAGCAUUUCUCGUGAAACUAGGGCUUCAAACAGUUUCAUCAUCCAGCGAUGGUGCAGAUCGGGUCAGCGAAAGUGUCGUCGAAGUAUUCUGCGUUCUGGUCGAUCGGGACUCUCACUUGUGCGUUGGCUCCGACUACAUGUCUGUUGGCUCGCAAAGACUCAUUAUGAGUGCCAAAGGACAGGAAGGCAAUGGGGGCCACAAAAUCUGGAAUGGUGGAUAUCUCUUGGUUGUCAAAGCUGUGCAGCGUGUGAUGGAAGAGUACGGAGGUCUUGAGUUUGAGCGACAAGGAUUCUGCCCUGACUGUCUUGCAAAGAAGGCGAUCCAUGACGCAAGAUAUUGGGACCUCACAGUCGUUCGGGCUGCAGUGAAGAAUAGAGACUCUACCAUAAGGUGCAAGCAUGGUCACCGGGUGGAUAUUCGAUUAGUCGCUGGGCCUCUAGAUGUGCCUGCUAUUCCAAGACCACUAGCCUCAGCUUUGGACGGGUCUGGAAGUGAUCUUAAAUUUCCUAUCAAUCAUCUUUUGCGCGCAACAGUUGUUGUUGCGCUAUGGAACAGCAAGACCAGACAAGUUGUAAGGUGCGGUUCUGGAUUCAUUGCUGACAAAAAGCGUGGAUUAAUUGUCACCGCAAGUCACACACUCAUGAAUAUUUGGGGGGACAAGAAUACACCGUUCGGAGAAGAUUAUGAUGGCUUGAGAGACGGCAAAGCAUUAAUUGGUGUCAUCACUAAGUCAAAGAGUGAAGAAUCAAGUACUGAGGCGGUAUUUCGAUAUUUCGCCAAAAUUGUGAGCAAGGAUCCGAAUAUUGAAAGAGGUGUUUGCCAUUUGGAUGCUUGCGUUCUUAGAAUUACAACAAGAAUGGAACGCGAUGUAUCAACAAGAAUCGAAGAGUGUGCUGAGCUACCAGAAAGAUUGCUUCUUGGAAACACUCACGCUAUGAAGCAAGAGGGGCUGGCUCAAUUGAAAUUGACUAACAGAUGUGAAUUGGACGAACAAGUUAGAAUCUUCGGUUACAAUCAAGGGGGUGAGGGAGUUUUUGGACCGGGGGAAACGCUCAAUCGCUACGUGGACUUCGCCCGUGGAUAUGUCUGCAAGAAAUUUGCUGCAGGCGAAGGCAAUGAUAACGUGCGCCAUCGUUUCAAACCACGAGAGGAAAUUGUAGUACUUUGCCCCACUAUUGGCGGCCACAGUGGUGGACCAUGUGUGAACCAACAAGGUGAAGUCAUCGGAAUAUUGAGCAGAGCAGAUCCAGCUGAGAACCAGAGAUGUUACUUGGUGCCCACCUAUGAAUGGAAAGCUCUUUUGAAAGAAGCCAAAAGAAAAGGUUGA
Cylindrotheca closterium is the source of this 5859-nucleotide messenger RNA. Lineage: Eukaryota; Bacillariophyta; Bacillariophyceae; Bacillariales; Bacillariaceae. The record is from the annotation of a GenBank genome assembly.